AUGGCUCACCAGAUUGCCGCCAGGGUUCAGAACAGAACUGACAAAGAACCAAUGAGGGUGGGAAGGACGGUGACGAGAGAGCACCUACCCACAGGCCUCGACCACAGAAAAUGCGUCAAGGCUUUCUUCAACUACAUCCACGAGGCAUAUCCUGUUUUUGACCGAACCAAAGUCACAGCGGAGGCCGAGCAGUAUUUCAUGGCUGCAGCGAAACCAGGUUCCAUACCGUGCGCAAACGUCCCUGUCAAAUUAUAUAUGAUCAUCGUCAUCGGUUGCGCUGCCCUGUGCAGCGUGAGAAAGUUGCCGGAGGACAUGGCGGAGCGAGUAUUUGUGCCAUAUCAAGAAAUCAUGAACGACUGCCUGAUGCUGCCGAGUGUCGAAACCAUCGAAAACCUGCUCCUGCUUGCGUUGUACUCGAUCUAUGACCCUCUCGGCGUGUCACCGUGGACCUUGACGGGAGUCCUGGGUCGGCAGGCUAUCGCCAUAGGUCUCAAUCGCAAGUGUCGGAUCGUUGGCGAUGAAGGCGGUGGCGCCAGCGCCGCCGACGACAACAGUAAUGGCCCGGCCGUCAUGGCCACCACGGGGCUCGAGGCGGAGCACAGACACCGCUUGUUCUGGGCCAUCUACCAGUUCGACCGGAUGAUCGCGGCGGCGUUCGGCUUGCCGUUCGUCAUUGAUGACCAGAGCAUCAACGUGCCUCUCCCCGGAAUCACAGUGGAAGAGUUUGCGUCUUCGGAACGAAUUCACUAUACAAGAGUACUCCAGGUCUCACGGAAUUCCAUCGGCCUCCGCAACCUUGAAGGCCGGGUUUUCCAGCAGGUCCAUCUGGGCAAUUCUCCAACGACAUCUUCGACCAGUACCGGUCCCAGCAUCAGCAUCAGCACCAGCAGCCUCACAUAUAUCGACCGUCGCGCGAUACUGGAAGACUUUCGGUCCCGUAUAGACGACUGGUACGCCCAGCGCUGUCUUCUUUCCCGCUUGGAGAAGGACAAUGUCGAGUUUCUCAACACCAUCGGUUGGCUGAACCUCCGCUAUUACAGUCUUUUGGCCCUCCUGUAUUGUCCGUCCGACUUCAACUCGCAGCUCUCCUCGGGGCAGGUUUCCGACCUUCAUCGCACCAUCGAGCAGUACAUCUACUACUGCGCAGUGCUGUUUCAGCAGCAGCACUUUCCACUGACUUAUAUCACUCUAAACAGAUUGUUGUUGGUCCUGCUCAUCCUAUUGUUCUGCAUUGAUAGCAGCAGUCACCCGGGAGACGUCAAAGGCGGCAGAAUCGACGCCCACGUGGUCAUCUCUUUGUGCAUCCCCAUUCUCGAAGCAUUUCCAGACCGCUGGUCGUCAGCGAAACGAAUGCUCGUCCUUUUUCGUCGUCUCGACUGCGUCCCGCAGCUCGGACAGCCUCCUGAUCAUGGUUCUGCGACCAAUUCGACCAUGUUCGACGAAACACUUCCCCUUGCUUCUUCUGCCAUGGGUGCUGGAUCUUAUCAGCAAGCUGAGGCAAGCCGAAAAGGCUCAGUGGGCCAAGGUGUUACUUUCGAGGAUGGUCUGGAGCGUAUUAAGAAUGAUGCAUUCGCUCUUUCCCAGGAGAUUUUAGGUCCUUCCAGUGUGUACAACAACUUUUCCUGA
Molecule: messenger RNA, 1626 nt
Organism: Capronia epimyces CBS 606.96
Lineage: Eukaryota; Fungi; Ascomycota; Eurotiomycetes; Chaetothyriales; Herpotrichiellaceae
Exons: 1
Coding region: 1-1626 (541 amino acids)
Biological process (GO): positive regulation of transcription by RNA polymerase II; DNA-templated transcription
Molecular function (GO): sequence-specific DNA binding; zinc ion binding; DNA-binding transcription factor activity, RNA polymerase II-specific
Source: RefSeq, a predicted model, not a curated record